GUGGCUAUAGCAACUCUGCCAGAGGCAUGGCAGGGGUCUAAUCGUGGGCCCCUUGAUCCUGACUUUAGCCAGCUCCAUUGUCUAUGUCUGGUCUGCCGCUGCUCAUUGCCGAGGCCGAGCGGCUGACCUCUCUUCGGAAACCUCUGGAUGGAAGGCCAGCCGUGGUCGCUCCGAGGAUGACCGACCCUGCCGGGGCCGAGUGCAUGGUAUUGCCGAGGCGCUCUUCGCUGGUCUCUUGUCUUGGUCCCGCUAAGUGGGCCUUGACACAGUUGGGCUGGGCCGUCUUUCUGUUGGGCUGGAUACCCCCCAUUCCCGGAUAUCCAUCGGGUGUUGUGUUCAAAUGGUUUUUUUAGUUGAAAAAUCUUCAAAGUAUUAGCUUUGUUUGACUUGUCAUAAUGUAAAACAGGUUACAUAUUUGCAAGAUCAUCAUAUUCACUUGAAUAAGACGUAAGGUAAGGAAUAUUAACACCACAGCCUCUUCUUAUAAUUGGGUCUCGGACUCUGGGUUGGCCUAUGCGACCGGAGAAGUUCAAGAAACCGGCCCGUCAAGCAUCGAUUCCGGUGAGCAGCUUCCGGAACCCAUCGGUCGACCCUCAGAAUUAGCCAAACCCAUUGUGCACGAAUGAGCCAGUACGAAGAAGAAACAUUCCAGAUUCAAUUUUGGACGCAUUUUGACAAGUUUGCGCCCGUUCACCAGUCAUGGUGCAUCUAUCGAGCAACUCCGCCUAACCCAUCAGUCAACGAAAAAUACAAACUACACGCUCAGCGAAACCGCUGAGUGGUACCACGCUAGAAUUGUAGAAUAAUUCAUAGACAUAUAAAUUUACAUAUAUAUGUCCACAAAAAGUAUAAUAAUAUUCAUGAUAUGGCAUAUUAUAUCAUAUGCACAAUUUGAUGAAUCAUGAUGAUAAAUAUUUAAUGAUAAUUACAUGAUGGCACAUUUAAUCAAUUUGAUUGUUCUUGAUAAUGAUUACAUGAAGUCUAUGGAAUCAAUGUAAUUGUACUUGAUGAUGGUAACAUGAUGCAUGAUUCUAACGAGCAAGGACACCCUUGCGCUAUGAGAUUCACCCAUU
Messenger RNA from Cuscuta campestris, 1073 nucleotides. NCBI's taxonomy places the organism in Eukaryota, Viridiplantae, Streptophyta, Magnoliopsida, Solanales, Convolvulaceae. The record is from the annotation of a GenBank genome assembly.